Molecule: messenger RNA, 1780 nt
Organism: Vicia villosa (hairy vetch)
Lineage: Eukaryota; Viridiplantae; Streptophyta; Magnoliopsida; Fabales; Fabaceae
Product: FBD-associated F-box protein At4g10400-like
Exons: 5
Coding region: 70-1404 (444 amino acids)
Molecular function (GO): protein binding
Source: RefSeq, a predicted model, not a curated record
UAAAAUAAUGAGGUUUUGGAGGAGCGGUUUGACCUGUUAAUAGGAGGUGAUAUCAGAGUCGCCGAAACUAUGAUGGCGCCGAAUAUGUUAACCUGUAAACGACAGAAAGAAGUAGAAAACCACGGUGGAGGUAUCGACCGGAUGAGUAGUAUACCGGACUCUGUAUUAUGCCACAUCCUAUCAUUCCUUCCUACCAAAACAUCCGUCGCUACCAUGACUCUCGUGUCUCGUAGGUGGCGUCACUUAUGGGAGCAUUUGCAGGUUUUCGACUUUGAUGAGGACUCCUUUGAUACAGUCCAAGAGUCCAAAAGGUUCAAAAAAUUUGCACUUUUCGUGAAUGCUGUACUCGCCUUCCGCAAAUCCCGCGACAUUCGAAACUUUCAACUCAGUUGCGACGUUCGAAGUUCGAACCAUCGCUGUGACUGCGCUGAUAUGUGGAUCCGUGCUGCCAUUAACCCCAACCUUGAACAACUGUCUCUCUCCAUUGUCGCCGACUACAGUUUUCACAAGGACGUGGUCCUCCCUCGUUCGCUUUUGAAUUGCACCAAUCUUGUUUCCCUCUGUCUUGUUGGUGGUAUCAGAAUCAAUCUUCAACAUUUUGAGCUUCAUUUUCCAUCACUUAAGUUCCUCAAACUCGAUGCAGAUAUUGUUGAUUCCGAAAUUGACUUGCUCUCUGCCUGCCCCGUCCUUGAAACUCUGCACCAUAUUUACUUUGUACCCGAAUAUUGGACCAUACAUCCUGUGCCACCCUCUUCUCAGAGGUUGAAAUUUACCGGUGGAAAUUUCUCUUGGACUUUCCUUCAAGUAGGCAAAACAACAUUGGGCAUCAUUGGCAACUUGCAGAGUAUGGUGGAAGCGUGCAUUCACUUCUUUCCCUCACAAAAAUGUGAAUUUGUCGACCCUAUUCUCGACUGCCUCCUAGUUGAUGAUCCGUCAGAGAUACUGUUGCGUCAUUCAACAUCAAAGUGGUCACUUCGCUCUCGGAUUCUAAACCAUCCAGAAUUUUGCUAUUUACUUCAUCUAAAGUUCAUUCUUCCAUGUUUCAACACAAAUCUUAUAGUCAAUGUGCUUGACAAGUGUCAUAUGAUUCAAGUUUUCAUAAUCCAGUGCAACAAGGAGGAACAACCACCUUUAAGGACAUGGGACCCAGAGUCAACAACAGUUCCUAAGUGUCUCAAAUCCCACCUGAGUUAUAUUCACAUAGAAGGAUAUCAAGGAUUUGAAGAUGACUUGACAUUUGCUGAAUACAUUUUGCGCAACGGACUUGUGUUGAAGACAAUGCUUAUUUUUGUUGAUACUUCAAUGGAUCAAACAAAUAAGUACUAUUCUGUCAAAAGAUUAACUGAUAUACCUAGGGGAUCCAACAUGUGUCAACUUAAAUUUGACCCAACUGUAUCUUCUUAAGAUUGUUUAGGUAUUUGCCAGACACAGUAAAUUUUAUCGGCUUUGAAUAACUUUUUCUGCUAUAUGUUUGGCGGUGUGUAUUUGGAGUGCUAUGAUUUGGGAUGCUGGCAAAAUCAUGUUUGUUCAAAUUCUUGGGGCUUCAUUAACAAGAUGACAUUGAUAUCAAAACAUAUAAAUAUGUAUUUUGCAUUUCAGCAUGUAAGUUUUUUUUGGUUGGCUAAUAUCAAGACAUGAUAUGUCAAAGGUCAUACCAAUUUUGUUUAAAAAUCAUUGGAAAAUCCGAGUCAUCACCUUUAAAUAUGGGUUUUUGAAGUCACUUGUUUAGAGCGACUAUUUAUCUGUAUCUGUGCUUGAAGUUUGCUGCAUAUUUUGAUCA